Hibiscus syriacus is the source of this 2343-nucleotide messenger RNA. RefSeq names its product SCARECROW-LIKE protein 7-like. The coding region runs from base 151 to 1977 and encodes 608 amino acids. Gene Ontology annotation, molecular function: DNA-binding transcription factor activity; sequence-specific DNA binding. The transcript is spliced from 2 exons. Gene Ontology annotation, cellular component: nucleus. Gene Ontology annotation, biological process: regulation of DNA-templated transcription. The record is from RefSeq and is a predicted model, not a curated record. NCBI's taxonomy places the organism in Eukaryota, Viridiplantae, Streptophyta, Magnoliopsida, Malvales, Malvaceae.
UUCUUUAAAGCUACACUUACACAAAUUGCUUUCUUUCUAUCUCUUUCUCUCCUUAGCUUAAGCAAAAUCCAAGUUUGUAGAGCUUCUGAUUCAGUUACUAACGGGCCUACAAUUUUUUCACAAGAUUUUCCGUCUAAGUUUGGCCGGAGAAUGGCGUAUAUGUGUGCGGAUAGUGGAAACCUAAUGGCAAUCGCUCAGCAAGUUAUAAAGCAACAGAAACAGCAAGAACAGCAACAAGAGCAACACCAUAAUCAGCAACAACAGCUUCUUGGUCUCAGUCCCGUUGGCUUAAACCCUUGGAGUCACCACGGCGUUUCUAACUCACUCAGUCUCGUGAACGGGCUUUCGAGUCCGGGUUUUGCUGACCUGUUCCAGGGAGAGACUGGAGAUGCGUUUCAGUUCCCUAACAUGGGUCAUCAUAAUUCGAGUGGGUUUCGGUUCCCGGAUUUUGGUGGUGGCUCGGGUGGUGAGUUUGACACCGACGAGUGGAUGGAUUGCUUAAUGAACAGUGGGGAUUCAACUGAUAGUUCGAAUCUGCCGUCUGGUUGUGAUGGCUGGCCAAACAAUGCAGAUUUUGGUCUUUACGGUGCCGAUCCAUUUGGUGCUUCCCCGAAUCGUCUCACCGUUGCGUGUCCUACGCCGUCUGAUCUGAAUCGAGUGAUUUUCUCAGCUGAGGCAGAGAAAAAUCUUAGCUCUACUCUUCAAUCUCAGCCUCAGCUACCUACGUGGUCCCCAUCUCCUCUACCUCCAGCUCCUCAAGUUACCGUUAAAGAAGCCAAAGCAAGCAGCCUCCCGAGCCAGACCCCACUCAGAAACGACGCCGCAGGGGUUUCGGUUGAUUCCCCCGAGAUCGAGUCAGCUCCCCCGCUUUUUAAAGCUUUACUCGACUGUGCUAGACUCGCUGUCUCGGAACGUGAACGCGCGAUCAAAUUACUGGAGGGACUCAAGGAAUCGGUGUCAGAAUGUGGAGAUCCAACUGAAAGAGUGGUUUUGUACUUUACCGAAGCUCUCUAUAGCAGAGUCUCUGUUCGAGCAGAUAAAAGAUUGAAUCUGCCCGAAACGACGUCGGAGAACUUCACUCUAUCUUACAAAGUAUUGAACGACGCGUGCCCUUACUCGAAAUUUUCUCAUUUAACGGCAAAUCAAGCUAUUCUCGAAGCAACGGAGCUGGCAAGCAAGAUUCACAUAGUGGAUUUUGGAAUUGUUCAAGGAGUUCAAUGGGCUGCUCUUUUGCAAGCCUUAGCCACCAGGUCAGCUGGAAAACCGACCCGGAUUCGUAUUUCCGGUAUACCUGCCCCGAUUUUGGGAUCGUCUCCAGCUCCUUCUCUUUAUGCUACUGGCAACCGUCUACGUGACUUUGCGAAGCUUCUAGAUUUGAAUUUCGAAUUCGAACCGAUUCUAACCCCGAUUAAUGAACUCAACGAGUCUUGUUUCCGGGUUGACGAGGAUGAGGUACUGGCUGUAAAUUUCAUGCUUCAAUUGUAUAAUUUGUUAGAUGCUACUCCGGUCACUGCUGAAAGAUCUCUCCGUUUGGUUAAAUCUUUGAACCCCAAAAUCGUGACAUUGGGUGAGUACGAAGCGAGUUUAAAUCGAGUUGGGUUCCUGAACCGGUUCAAGAAUGCUCUGCGAUACUACUCGGCCGUGUUCGAAUCAUUGGAACCGAACUUGCCUCGCGAAUCACCCGAGAGAAUACAAGUUGAGAGACUGUUACUGGGUCGGAAAAUAGCGGGGAUUAUAGGACCGGACGAAGCCGAAAACCAACGGGAGCGGAUGGAAGAUAAAGAGCAAUGGAAGUGUUUAAUGGAAAGUGCUGGUUUUGAAGCGGUAACCCUUAGCCACUACGCGAUAAGUCAAGCGAAAAUUCUGCUGUGGAAUUAUAAUUACAGCUCCUCGUAUUCACUAAUUGAAUCCCAACCUGGGUUUCUGUCAUUAGCUUGGAAAGAGGUGCCUCUACUCACAGUUUCUUCCUGGCGAUGAUGAUGAUGAUGAUUUCAGCGGAUCCUUUGGAAUUUUUCCACCUGGUAAUUUUUCUCUAGUGUGGGAUGGAACAGCUCAGUCUAUGGUGAAAAGUCAAGUGCAAAACGCCAAAUAUGAGAAGCUUCUUCCAUGGUUUUAUUAUAUCAUUUUGAUUUCCAUCUUAUUUUCUUCGUCCUUAGGCCUGGUUUCUAUCUCUCUCUUUUAACAGCUUUUGGUAUAUUCUCUUCAUUUAACAGUUUGGAGCUUUCAGCAUGACAAAAAUUGUAAUAUAAAUUCGCGGGAUUAUACAUUUCCCUUGGUGUUAUGGACGUUCGAUUCUUAUAAUGUAAGAUUAUUACGAGAAAUGUAAAAUUUACGCAGUUUGGU